Messenger RNA from Dicrocoelium dendriticum, 1356 nucleotides. NCBI's taxonomy places the organism in Eukaryota, Metazoa, Platyhelminthes, Trematoda, Plagiorchiida, Dicrocoeliidae. The record is from the annotation of a GenBank genome assembly.
AUGGCAUCUCGCUUGGUGGAAACCGUCAUGAUCAACGUGGAUGAUUUUUCCGACAGUUUUCUUACUUGUGGCACCUGUUUCAGCGGGUACAAUAGGCGAGAUCAGGCUGCCAAGUUACUACCAUGCUCGCAUACAAUCUGUCUUUCCUGUCUGAACCGAAUCUUGGAAACACAAGUACCAUCUGCUUCCUUUCGUUGCCCCAUUUGUCGCGAAACAAUUGCAAUUCCUGCUGGUGGGGCUUCCUCAUUUCCCCCUGCCUUCAUUGUCAAUCAAUUGCUGGAUUUGCUUGCAACUCAGCGGCGUGACGUUGUCCCGAAGUGCCGCUCACAUCCGAAUCAAGAGCUGCUGUUUUGCGAAACCUGCGAUGUGGUGUUUUGCUCAGACUGCCGAGGCCGUAAUCAUGAUGCUCCGACGAACGUUAACUCACAUGACAACGGAUCGCAUAGUUCGCAGUGGACAGAUGAGCCUUCUUUGGCAGCAGGCUCUUCCACCAGUUCGGCAUUAAACCAUAACGUGAUCAGUUUCAAUGUGGCAAUAAAACGAUGCACAGAGAUCAUGUUAUACAAAAUGCAUUUAUGUGUGCAAGAGCUCAAUAACGCUCAAGAUGCGGUUUCCGCCGAAUUGGAUCGGCUCUCGAUUAAUAAGAACACGUGCGUCGAGGCGAUCGACUCGAAAUUUUCGGAAGUGAUGGCCCUCGUUGAACGUCGUCGGACGGAGCUGCUGGACACAGUGAGACGUCUCACGGACGAAAAGCAACGUUCUCUGGUCGAUCAGCUCUCCUUAAUCGAAUCCGAACGCGAAGCAAUUCAUCGCGAGUGCAGCAGCUUAAAAGGAAUCUUGGAUGUACGGAGCAUUUCCAAGGCCAUCAAUUACUUGAACGACAAAUUGGACACAGUCACCAGUCUUAUGGAACCGAGAGAGAAUGCUUUUCUUCGCUAUCAGGACUGCCCUGCACCAUCUGGUCCCCGUCGGGGCUUGCGCACUGCGAGGUCUAGCGUCGAACGAUCUGUGAGAAAUGGCUCAGAUUCUCCUCUGGAACACUCCGGUGCAUCGGGUGGUGCCACAUUGAUUGAUCUCGCUCGCUGUCUUACUGCUUUUGGUCGCAUUCUCGUGAGCACUACAUACCCAGCAUUGUGUACUGCAAGCUUGCCCUCUCAGCUCGUGAUUCACUGGACUGUCAAGGUCGUCAUCCGAGCUGUCGACUAUCAUGUUCAGCUGGAUUCGACCACUACUCUAUUCGCCUGUUCAUUAAAUGGCAUCAGUCGCAUCCUCACACGUCGCCGAGGUUUGUCCUCUAUCCCCUUGCGUCUUAAUAUCUACGGUCAAAGAUAUUCCAUUAAGCAACUGCCCAAAUGA